CGUUGCUCGUUUGAUCAAGUACAUCAUGGCCGAUUCCAAAUUAUUCUGGAAGCACUCACUUUUGCUGUUUUCUAAGAAUUCACUAGCAUAUAAUCGUUGUACAUUAUGUUACCUUUAUCACACUGAUCCCAAGUCUGCAACAUGUUUCUGUAAAUAUAAGAUGCUGUGGAGAUCAUGACUGUUCAAAUAGUGUUGGCUCAAUAACUUUAGGGGACUGGGAAUGUGACCAUAGCUUCUAUUUCUGUUUAUUCCUUGGUUGUGAAGUGUCAGGUGCUAUGCCCGAGCUUUCAGUUAUUUGCUGGUUUUUCUCCCUAUUGGUUGGUGUUAGGAUCAUAUUUUCCUGAUAAACUGAUUAGGUACACGAAGGAUAAUAUUAACAGUGCAGUAGUGCAGAUUAUUUACAUUAUUGCCAUGCUUCCUUUAAUAGUCACUGAAAACACCACAUAUCUGGUGUAUCUCAUGUUUGAUUUCAUCACCACAUAUUUGGUAUAUCCCACAUUUGAUUAUUUUUGAGUGGUCUAAAGUUUCAAGUACAUGUCUUUGGCUUGAUGCUUUAGACUCAUUAUAUUAUUGAAUCUUCACGAGUUUGUUGAGUGAUUGUCUACGGAAUUUAUUUCGUCAUUGCCUUCUUGGUCACCAUAUCUUCAUUAUUUCUUGGAGUUUGAUUAGAUAAGCCAUUCUUAGUAUGAUGGCUAUUUAAAGUAUGUUCCCCUACCUGAUAACGUGAUGAGACAAUUGAACUUUGUAGCUUUAUGGGAGCAUGUGGAUCAAGGAAUUGAUUGGUGGGUUCUAAAAGGCUGUGAAUGAUGGACCUAAUUCGGUUUGACUAAGACUGAAGUAUCUUGUAGACUGAAUUUAGAGAAGGGAGGAGACCUAUUACAAGAAGAUUGGACAAUGUUGACAACCCUGUGUUUAGCACUAUUAUUGUGCUUUUUCUUGAUACCAAUUACCUUGGAUGACAAUCUUAUGGAGUGAUGCCAUGCUACGGGUUAGACAAAAUUAGAUGACCAAGAUACUAGAAACUUUUUGUUCCCAAAAAUACCUAAUUGAUUUUAGUCAAUACAUCCGAAGUCAGGUUGUUUAUCAAGCUAUGCCCAUAUCCUAUUGUACUUAUGAAGUCUGACUAGAUAUGGUAACUCUUGCCCUGUAAAGUCACAAUUAAACAUUGCUAUGCUUUGAGCAUGAUCUCAAUGAUCUCUCACAAUAUUUUGUCAUGCUCAUAAGUCAUAGCCUUUUGUUUUCAUAUUGUACCGGAACUUCUAGUUGUGUUUUUAUCUUUUCGUCGCAUUCACAGUCAUGAGCUUUAGUUAGUUAUUGCUCGUCUGUCCACUUGUUAUUUUCUUUUUGUGCUUGUUGAAGAUCUCGUGAUGAUUCCUCCUGCAGUAUGCACCCUCAUUGUUUGUUCAACUGCAGGUAGCUCAAGUUAAAAUGGAUGAUUUAGAUGCCGAUACAUCGUCCUACCACUGCAAUGUUGUGAGACAUAUGCCUCUGGAAUCGAUUGAUUCAUCCUUGGCGAUCGGAUUUUAUUGCAGGAACAAGAGUGAUUUCGAUGAUUUUUGUUCACGUGCAUCAGAGUUGAUCGACCAAUCAAAUGGUGCUCCACUAUUUACAAUCGCUGAGUCCCGUAGUAACCCAAACCCUGCCAGUUACCGCAGCACAGCAAAAGAUGAUGCCAUCUGCACCCAAGAUUUUGAACCCGUAGACAAGCUGCCCACCAGUGGAUCAGAGAAUUUCACACAGGACGACGAGUGGCAACUUCUUUGACCCUGAAAUGUGAAUUUCGAAACUCAUAUAAGUAUAACCUUCUAGGCUGUAAUUUGUAUUGUGCAUCCAACCAUAGUAUCUAUUUGAAACCAGUAAUUGGUGUGCUUUUUCUCCAUUCUCUGUUGAUUGAACCUGGAUAGAUAACAUUAUUUUUAGGUUGGAUCCCUUUUCCAUCUCGAUUUCAUAUUUGUGAAUAAAUCUUCAUUUGAAACAA
Molecule: messenger RNA, 1978 nt
Organism: Sesamum indicum (sesame)
Lineage: Eukaryota; Viridiplantae; Streptophyta; Magnoliopsida; Lamiales; Pedaliaceae
Source: RefSeq, a predicted model, not a curated record